This is a messenger RNA of Anthostomella pinea, 1965 nucleotides long. The record is from the annotation of a GenBank genome assembly. NCBI's taxonomy places the organism in Eukaryota, Fungi, Ascomycota, Sordariomycetes, Xylariales, Xylariaceae.
AUGGCUAGUAUCAGCGCCUCGCCCUUCUCCUUGAGGCCUUGGCCCACCGGCGACAAGAAACCAAAGAACCUAUCCGAAUUCAUAUCCCGAGUCAACGCCGAGCGUAAUGGAUUUCGCAAUGUUACCGAGGCCAAACUGCGCGAGGAGAUCGCCGCCCAGGAAGAGGGGCGCAUGGAUGUUGAUGCAGCCGAGGGCUCAACCGACGACGAGGAGGACCCCGAGACAGACAAAUCCAAGGGCGUUAUAGCGGCGCGCGAUGAGUUCCUGAGAAAUCUCGAGUUCGCCCACCAAUCUGCCCUACUAGGCCUCGACUUCAUCUCCCUCCUCCUCUCGAAAGAAACACCAGUUCAAACUGCCAUGACGUUGUCACCUGCACUGCGAGAUCUGGUCGGUAUCGGUACACUGGGAGCUUCGAAGCUCGGGGAGUCGAAUGUGACCGAAGCCAAAGUUCAGGACGAUCUGGCUGUUGCGACCGGAUGGAGAGUCAUGGACACCAACAACAUGGUGGACUCGGUUCUGGCCGCUGCCGAGCGGCUGGAGAAAGAGAUCGAACUCGAGACCAAAUACUGGGCCGAUGUCUUGUCUGUCAGCGAGGACGGCUGGCCAGUUUGCCCUCUUCCCCGAGAGCCACAAACCCUGGGAGUCCGCUUCGGCUUUGCCGAGUCUGCCCCCGAAUUCAGGAACAACAGCAUUGCGCCUCUGAUCCGAAAGGAUGACGGGACUGUUCAUCUAGGUAUAGGCAAGCUUGGUGCAGGGUCACAAAGGGUUCGCAUCACCGUCAAGAAAGAUGGCAAAAUCGUGGAUCAAUCGCCUCUCCCCCAACAAACAUCUGAUGAUGCCCCUCUGAAGGACCGAGUUCUCGAGGCUAGAAAUACCAUAUAUCACCAGGAGCUAUGGUAUGAGCUCAACCGGGAGGCUCGCACUCUCCUUUCCUCUGACGUAUACUACGACGGUUCGAGCAUCACUUGGAAGCAGAAUUCGCAAACAGACAUGAUCUUCACACUGGAAGAGCUAGCCGAAAAGGACGAAAGGCAUACGAACUUCAAUUUGGCCACUUGCUCGUGCAUCGCGAGUUCUUGCUUUAUGCAAUACCUCCUUUUCCAGGGACAUCGACAGAGUUACUUCAAGCGCACCUCCAUUACGUCGCAGCCGCCAAACCCCGUGGCCGCAAUCCAGCCUUACAGCAUCAUUCGCGCACUGAUUGCCCGGUUCCGGUAUUUCGACGAUAGCGCGAUCCUGGAGAAUUUCCUUGAUGAAUUGGUCCUUGUUCUGCGACGCGCGGGCAUCUCUACAGCAUCCUACACCUCGACUAUCUUGUACCUCGGUCCCGACUCGUCUCAGACGGCAAAUGGCCGCCACAACGCCAGAAUGGAAGUUGAGGGGAUCAACCGGGUCGUUGCGCGUCUCGCGACCUUGUACACGCUUACAACCACACCCGAAGCGCGAAUCUGGACUCACAGCCGCGCCCAAGUGGUGCCGUGGAUUGGCGUAACCUACGGCAUGACAGUGAGCGAUCCGUUUACAGACCCGCAAGUCGCCAAACAAUGGGAGAUUCCGUACAACGGUGCGUCAUCGGAACAAGAUCAACCGCAGAACCCUCUAUCGGAUUCGUACCCUCCAGCUAGAGACGUUUAUCCUGGUUCCAGCAACGCCGUCUACUACCACCAACAAGCCACCGUCCGAGGUCUAGCCCAGAAAAUGGCCGAAGUAGCCGGGAAGAACCUCGGCAGGGACGACAUCGACUGGAACGACACGAUCCGCGGUAUAUGCAUCACAAAUGGCAGGGGCAGAGAAGUCACGAUCAGUAUCUCAAGCGUCGACAAGAAGCUGGAGCUCGUUCUAGAUGGGCAGUGGCCUUCUGGCACUGGACGUGCCACGCGUCGUUGGACUUGGGGAGCGCAUGGUGAUGAUGCGGGUGAGAGUUUGGAGGCUGUCGUGGUGAAGGUCCUGGGAGGCAACGUCUAG